CUUGAUUGAAACAGAGAACCGGAAUCAGAUUCUCAUUCUCCGGCACGUCUUCUCCAUCACAGUCGUCAGUUCCUCUCUCUCUCUCAGUUGAUACCUUGCAUUGAUUGAUUCCCCCCAUCCGCCUUCCCAUUAUCGUCCUCUCAGCCAGUGUGUGUGUGUGUGUGUAUAUAUAUAUAUAUAUAUAUAUGUCAUAUAUACUGAUCUCGCUCCAAUCUCUGAUCUGAUCCCUUCCCAUCCGCUCUCUCAGAUCACCCAGUUGGGGACCCGUAGAAGCUGCCGACACCUAAAAACCUAAAACCAUCAUGGAGGGAACUAUAUUCACUCCUUCUUUGGAAGGCAUGAAGCAUGUCAAGUCAGAAGAAGGGGAAAUGCUUACCAAGCCUUUCCUGGAUGUGUGCAAAUUGAUAUUGCCUGUUCUAGAUAAAUUUGGAACAGCUAUGGCCCUUGUAAAGACUGAUGUUGGUGGAAAUAUUUCGAGACUGGAGGCCAAGUAUAAUUCAAACCCAACUGAUUUCAAUCUAUUGUACAGCAUGGUGCGAGUUGAGGUUGAAGCUAAAACUGCAAAAGGAUCCUCCAGUUGUACAAAUGGACUUCUUUGGCUAACGAGAGCCAUGGAUUUUCUGGUGGAACUGUUCCGCAACUUACUAUCUCAUCCAGAAUGGACAAUGUCCCAAGCUUGUUCAGAUUCGUAUGGGAAGACCCUGAAGAAAUGGCAUGGUUGGCUUGCCAGUUCAAGUUUCUCUGUUGCUAUGAAGCUUGCACCCAACAGGGAGAAGUUCAUGGAAGUUAUAGGGGGUUCAGGUGAUAUCAAAGCUGACAUAGAAGCAUUUUGUGUGUCCUUUGCACCUCUACUUGAAGAGAAUCACAAGUUUCUGGCUAGCGUUGAGUUGGAUGAUCUGAAGGCGUCGUAAAAGCAGUGGUCAGCACCCGCUUUUAGUAAUCUUUGCUCUUGUUCAUUUGACACAGUUCUGAUGGGACGAGAUAAAUUAUCAGCCAUUUGAGAGUUACCAGAUCUUUCGGAAUGAUGAGGCAAGAAAACAUAUGGACUAGUUAAACAUAUUCUUCAAUAUGCUGCUUGCGUUUUGAGUUUUUUUGUUUUGCUUCGUUCGGUGAUAUAUCGAAUUCUUACAUUAGUAUGAACCAGAGAAAUGGAAACGGAUUUAGUCACUUAUGAAGUCGAUUGGUUAGAAGG
Molecule: messenger RNA, 1192 nt
Organism: Punica granatum (pomegranate)
Lineage: Eukaryota; Viridiplantae; Streptophyta; Magnoliopsida; Myrtales; Lythraceae
Source: RefSeq, a predicted model, not a curated record